UAGCCUGGAAGGAAUCGCCUGGAGGAGUCAGGAUUCCCGCUCCCCCCCCUCCCCAAUCUCCUGCGGGCGUUGCUGAGCAACCGACAAGAGGGAAAGGCAGCGGCCUGGACUUCCGCCGGGCUUCUAGUUACUUCCGAUAUCUAAUUGAAAUAUGAUGUAUUGAAAAACAAACCAUUGCUGUGAAAGCAAUGGACGAGCCAAGAGUUGCUGAGACGGAUCGGGAACCAGGAGGAACGGAAAAAAACACCAGUGGAGUUUAUCACCAACAUAAGACGGAGCGCCUGGGAUGGGGAGCGUCCCAACCUUGCCGAAGGGAGACCCGUCACAGGAUGCAGGGGCGCUGGGAAGCGCAGCUCCAGCAGUUCCUGAAAUCUGUGCAGCCCAUUUUAGCAGGACGGGGAAGCUCUGGGACGUCGGAGGCUUCUCCCUGGGAGGACACCAAGGAGUUUCUGGCCUCCUUUGAGCAAGUGGCCAAAGCUUGCCGAUGGCCUCGGGACCAGUGGGCGGCCCAUCUCCUGCCAGCCCUGAGCGGAGAAGCGGAAGAGGCCUUCCGAGGCCUGGAAGCCAGAGAGCAGGAGAGCUAUGAGAAGGUGAAGGCCGCCAUCUUACGGGCGGAAGCCCUGAGAACGGAGAGGCAGCGGCAGCAUUUUCGGCAGUUCUGCUGCCAAGUGGUAGAGGAUCCCCGGAGGAUCCACAGCCAACUCCGGGAGCUUUGCCGCCAGUGGCUGAAGCCGGAGAGACGCACCAAGGAGCAGAUCCUGGAGCUGCUGAUCCUGGAGCAGUUCCUGGCCAGUCUCCCACCGGAGCUGCGGAGUUGGAUCCAAGCCAGGAGGCCGGAGUCAUGUUCCCAGGCGGUGGCCCUGGUGGAGGACUUCCUGAUGAGUCAACAGGAGGCCAAGACCAGGAUAUCUCAGAGUCCAUUCAAAGAAGAGCCGGUGGACUUCCCGGUAGCAGAGAACGAGGAGGCCCUGAAUGCCGCAAAGGGACCAGUCCGUGGUGAACCUGAGCCAGAUGUGGAUGCCAAAUUGCUGGUCAAUGGAUUCAAACCUCCGGGUCUCUCUCUUUUGCUAACUCCUCCUGAAGAAGCAAAGACUGAAGGGAAAGAGGGCUCCAGGGAUUUCAAGGAAACUGGAGGGUCUCUGCAAAUCGUCAAGCAGCGCCUGACCCAACCAGGCCUCCAACAGACGACGCUCUGGCAAGUCCUGCAGGAGGCCGACGCCGCCACAGACAGAGAUCCAAAGACAGGGAAUGAAAUGGGAGAUUACAUCAAAGUUGAGAUUGCUCGGGAUGGAGAAAGUGAAACGGAAGAUGCUUGCAGGACGGAGCCACAGGCCGGCUACAGCCACGUGCCUGUAAAAGGCGAGAAGCCGGGCGGAAGAUCCGAGCCACGAAAGCCGCAAGACGGAACAGAAAAGGAACGUCGUGAGCAGGCCGUUCAUCGGAAGGGAUACCAGAGGACUCCCCUUCCACAUUCCUUUCCUAGGGAGGGCAGUCAUGGGGUCCCGAAACUCCUCUCGGACAAACCACCCUCCCUAAAGAGACCCCGCACCAGUCCGGAGCACAGCGUGGUGUGGGACCACUUUGAGUUGGAUUCCGAGGACCCCUGCUACGGCGUCUGCGCCCAUUGCAAGAGGCGGAUCAGCCGAGGCAGGAAUUCGAAACGUUUUUCGACGUCGGGGCUGCUGAAACAUCUGCAGAGGCAUCACGCCAACUUUGUCCCAGCUGUCGUUACCGUGCCUCAAACUGCGUUGCCAGCUAGCAGAAAGGCGAAGGGAUCUGUCCUGCCGCAGUGCUGGACGGUGCAGAAGUCGCCCGGGAAAAGGCAGGCAGGUCCAAAGCCACUGGAAGCGCCCUCUGCUGUUGAUCAGACGGUGGCUCUGGAUGACCAGCCCUUCCGCCUGGUGGAAGAGGCAGGUUUCCAGCACCUCCUGAAGUUGCUUGCCCCCAACUAUAAAAUCCCAUCCUGUACCGCCUUCAGCAGACAGAUUGUGCCCUCCCUCCAUCAGGCCUGUAGGGAGGAGGCCUUGGGGAUGCUUCAAACCCCAGGACCCGCUGCCAGCGUGAACAUAAACUCUGAUGAAUGAAUGAGAGAGCCUGUUUUCUUCCUUCCUUUGAUCUUCCGUUGCUCCUGUGAGCACCUGUAGGGGGCCCAUUGCUGGUCGGUGGUAGCGUAACCCAUUUUAAUUCACCGAUUAAAUCCAUCACACCCCCAUAAUUGAAAUAAUAAUAGGUAAACGCGUCAGCCAAAUAUAGAAAAGCAACGGAAAAUGUGAAAUAAACUAUGCCUUGUAUA
This is a messenger RNA of Pseudonaja textilis, 2293 nucleotides long. RefSeq lists its product as uncharacterized. Gene Ontology annotation, molecular function: DNA binding. The record is from RefSeq and is a predicted model, not a curated record. NCBI's taxonomy places the organism in Eukaryota, Metazoa, Chordata, Lepidosauria, Squamata, Elapidae.